This is a messenger RNA of Exophiala dermatitidis NIH/UT8656, 1371 nucleotides long. RefSeq names its product MFS transporter, MCP family, solute carrier family 16 (monocarboxylic acid transporters), member 10. Bases 1 to 1371 code for a protein of 456 amino acids. Gene Ontology annotation, cellular component: fungal-type vacuole membrane. Gene Ontology annotation, molecular function: transmembrane transporter activity. The transcript has a single exon. Gene Ontology annotation, biological process: transmembrane transport. The record is from RefSeq and is a predicted model, not a curated record. Lineage: Eukaryota; Fungi; Ascomycota; Eurotiomycetes; Chaetothyriales; Herpotrichiellaceae.
AUGACCGAGUCCUCAACCGCCCCCCAUCGACCGGUCAAGACCUCCAAGGACGUACCUCCAGCGGCCCGGGCUGAGGGCCAUGAAGAAUCAAAAGAGCCUCCGACCACACAGGAUGCCGCGGAAGAUAUCCCACCAACAUGGUCUGUCGACGCCUAUGGCCAGACCUAUCCCGACGGUGGUCGGCGUGCGUGGUGGACUCUGUUCGGCUGCUUCUGCACAUUCUUCGCCUCGCUGGCUCUCAUGAAUUCGCUGGGCUCGUAUCAAGCUUGGCUUGCAUCUCACCAACUCAGCCACGAGUCACCUGAUAGAAUUGGCUGGAUCUUCGGCUUCUACAACUUCAUUGCCUUCUUCGCCGGCGUGCAGUUCGGGCCAUGGUUCGACGUUUAUGGGCCACGCCCUUUGAGUUUGGUGGGCAGUGUCGCCCUCCUGGCCAGCUAUUGCCUCAUGGGCCUGUGUGUCAAGUUCUGGCACUUCUUCCUGUGCAUCGGAAUCCUCGGCGGAUUGGCCACAAGUCUGCUCUUCACGUCUGCGAUCUGCACGGUGCAACAUUGGUUUUAUGCUCGAAGGGCCCUUGCCACCGGAAUGGCUGUCAGUGGCGGGAGUCUCGGAGGGAUCUUGUUUCCUUUGAUCCUCGAAGCCCUUUUCCCUCAGAUCGGAUUCGCCUGGACGACUCGAGCGAAAGCCUUGAUGCUCCUUCCCUUCGUGGCAGCAGGCUGCCUCCUCAUGGAAGCGCGAUUUUCCGCGGCGGUCACCCGUCGCAUUGUGUUCCCCGACCUCAACGUGCUUCUGAAUUGGCGUGUCGGGCUGAUGACUGCGGCCAUCUUCUUCAUGGAGUGGGGGCUCUUUGUCCCACUGGGUUAUAUCUCUUCCUACGCGCUCAAAGAGGGCAUCGAGUCUCGGUUGGCGUACAACAUGCUCACGUUCCUCAACGUCGGAUCUCUUCUGGGCAGAUGGGUGCCGGGGUACCUGGGCGACAAAGUCGGUCGGUUCAACACGCAAAUUAUGGCGGUGUCGCUCUGCAUCAUCUCAAUAUUGGCCAUGUGGUUGCUGGCCGGGCAUCGCACUGGCUUUCUCAUUGCCACCGCUGUCCUGUUCGGGUUUGGUAGCGGAAGCAACAUCAGCCUGACGCCCGUUUGCCUGGCCCAGCUCUGCCCGGUGGAGAGAUUUGGCACCUUCUACGCCGCCGCAUAUACUGUCUCCAGCUUCGGGGCGUUGACCGGCAUCCCCGUCGCCGGCGCCUUGAUCAGUGCCGCCAGGGGGGAAUAUUGGGGUCUCAUCACCUUUGCGGGUGUCACGUAUGCGGUGAGUUUGGUCUUGUUCAUCACCGUCAGGGUAUUGGAGGUAGGCUUGGAUCCGCGAAAGAAAUUUUAG